Molecule: messenger RNA, 5052 nt
Organism: Leguminivora glycinivorella
Lineage: Eukaryota; Metazoa; Arthropoda; Insecta; Lepidoptera; Tortricidae
Gene: Ctr9
Product: RNA polymerase-associated protein CTR9 homolog
Exons: 20
Coding region: 139-3822 (1227 amino acids)
Biological process (GO): regulation of DNA-templated transcription
Cellular component (GO): Cdc73/Paf1 complex
Molecular function (GO): RNA polymerase II complex binding
Source: RefSeq, a predicted model, not a curated record
ACUAGUCGAUUCGCAUCGCAUCGUCAAACAAAAAUGGUUGUUGCGACGCCUUCGUAAAUCGCAUUAUUAUUGAUUAUGUUUAACCGUUAGCAGUGUUUGUGAUAUUCUUGUGACGAGCAGGAAGAAAACAAAUGCAAAAUGUUGGAAAUUCCGUUAAUGACAACGGAUGAGGUGAUUGAGUUGGAUCCGGAACAGUUACCGGCCGGAGAUGAAGUGCUCGGUAUUCUGCAGCAGGAGCGCUCGCAGCUCAGUGUUUGGAUCAAUGUUGCGCUUGCUUAUUACAAACAAAAGAAGAUUGAUGACUUCCUCAAAAUCCUGGAGGCGUCCCGUGUCGACGCCAACAUGGACUAUCGGGAUGUUGAAAGAGACCAAAUGCGAGCCCUCGACAUGCUUGCUGCAUACUAUGUACAGGAAGCUAAUAAGGAGAAAACCAAAGAUAGAAAGAAGGAAUUGUUCACAAAAGCCACUCUGCUUUAUACCAUGGCUGAUAAGAUCAUCAUGUAUGACCAAAACCAUCUCCUUGGCCGAGCCUACUUCUGUCUGCUUGAAGGAGACAAAAUGGAACAAGCAGAUGCACAGUUCAACUUCGUACUUAACCAGUCUCCUAACAAUGUUCCCUCUCUUCUCGGCAAAGCCUGCAUAGCCUUCAAUCGUAAGGAUUACAGGGGAGCGCUGGCCUUCUAUAAGAAGGCACUGAGAACUAACCCUGAUAGCCCUGCGGCAUUGCGGUUGGGUAUGGGGCAUUGUUUUAUGAAGUUAAAUAACCAGGAGAAAGCUAGGAUGGCUUUUGAAAGAGCUCUUCAGUUGGAUCCACAAUGCGUUGGUGCGCUAGUUGGCCUGUCCAUCCUCAAGCUCAACCUUCAAGAGAAUGAGUCAAACAAAAUGGCUGUGAUUAUGUUGUCGAAAGCCUAUGCUAUAGACCCCAAGAACCCGAUGGUGUUGAACCAUUUGGCAAACCACUUCUUUUUCAAAAAGGAUUACAGCAAAGUACAACACUUAGCUCUCCACGCGUUCCACAACACAGAAAACGAGGCCAUGCGUGCAGAAUCCUGUCACCACUUAGCCCGAGCAUUCCACGCACAGGGUGACUGCGACCAAGCCUUCCAGUAUUACUACCAGGCCACUCAGUUUGCGCCACCCAUCUUCGUACUACCACAUUACGGGUUGGGACAGAUGUAUAUCUACAGAGGAGACACUGAGAAUGCCGCGCAAUGCUUCGAGAAAGUCCUCAAAGCCCAACCAGGUAACUACGAGACCAUGAAGAUCCUCGGUUCACUAUACGCCAACUCAGCUUCUCAGUCAAAGAGGGAUAUCGCCCGGCAGCAUCUGAAGAAGGUCACUGAACAGUUUCCUGAUGAUGUGGAGGCUUGGAUAGAACUGGCGCAGAUAUUAGAACAAAACGACUUGCAGGGAUCCCUAAACGCGUACAGUACUGCCAUGAAAAUCCUAAAGGAGAAAGUAAACGCAGACAUCCCAGCGGAGAUAUUGAACAACGUGGCGGCCCUACACUACCGGCUAGGCAACCUGCAUGAAGCCAAGACUUACCUCGAGGAAGCACUGGAAAGAGAGAAAGUAGAUGCGGAAACCCUAGACGCCCAAUAUUACAAGUCCAUAGCUGUCACGACCACGUACAACCUGGCCAGGCUGAACGAAGCCCUCUGCGUGUACAACAAGGCCGAGAAACUUUACAAGGACAUCCUGAAAGAGCAUCCCAAUUAUAUUGAUUGUUAUUUGAGGUUAGGUUGCAUGGCGCGCGACAAGGGCCAGAUCUACGAAGCCUCGGACUGGUUCAAAGAGGCCCUGAAAGUGAACACGGAACACCCCGACACAUGGUCCUUGCUUGGAAACCUGCAUCUCGCACAGCAGGAGUGGGGCCCGGGACAGAAGAAGUUCGAGAGAAUAUUGCAGAACUCUUCGAACGCUAGCGACGCUUACUCACUCAUAGCUUUAGGAAAUGUGUGGCUACAAACGCUACACCAACCGUCCAGAGAGAAAGACAGAGAGAAGCGACAUCAGGAACGAGCAUUGGCCAUGUACAAACAAGUCCUGAAAGUGGAUGUGAAGAAUAUCUGGGCCGCGAACGGCAUUGGAUGCGUUCUAGCACAUAAGGGUUGUGUGAACGAAGCCCGCGACAUUUUCGCACAAGUGCGAGAAGCCACAGCAGACUUCCCUGAUGUUUGGAUGAACAUCGCUCACAUCUACGUUGAACAGAAGCAAUACAUCAACGCUAUUCAGAUGUACGAAAACUGCAUUCGCAAGUUCCGCAUGCACCACGACGUGGAAUGGCUUACCUGGCUCGCGCGCGCGCACGGCCUCGCCGGCCGGCCUCAGGCGGCAAGAGCUGCCCUCCUACGAGCUAGGAGGGUCGCCCCACACGACACAGCAUUGUUGUAUAAUGCUGCGUUGACACUGAGGAGGCUAGCGUCACAUGUACUGAAAGAUGAGAGGAGUUCAUUGGAUGUUGUAUUGAGAGCAGUUCACGAGUUACAGGUUUCGCACAAAUACUUCCAACGCCUCGCGUCAACCGAGAGCGGCGAGGGCGCCGAGCGCGCCCGCUACGAGCCCGCCGCCGCCGCCGCCGAGGCGCGCACGUGCGCCGACCUGCUCUCGCAGGCGCAGUGGCACGUGGCCAGAGCGAGACGGCAGCACGACGAGGAGGUCACCAUGCGCGACCGCCAGAGGGAGCAGAGGGAAGCCUUCAGGAAGCAACAGGAAGAAGAGCGCCGCCGCCGCGAAGAGCAACAACAGAAAAGCACCGUCGAACAACUGCAGAAGCGUCAAGAGUUCAAAGAAAAGACCAAAAACGCUGUACUCUUCGCCGACAUGCCUCUUGAGGAGAAGAAGAAAGGGGGUAGAGGGAGACGGAAGGACGAAUAUGUGUCCGACUCGGGCAGUGGCAGCGAUCGGCCCAAUGAAGAAAAACGCGAGAAAAAGAAGAAGAAGGAGAAAGGCGAGGGCCGCAAGGGCAAGAAGCGCCGCGACCGCGCCUCCGGCUCCGACAGCGACCGCCCGCCCACCAAGCGCGGCCGUAGCAAGAAAGAAAAAAGGGGUAAAAAAGAAAAGGCAUCCAAAGCGGCCGACGAGAAGCUCAGCGCCAAACAGCGGCUCAAGAUCGUCUCCAAGGAAACCAUCUCCACGUCCGAAUCCGACUCGGACGCGGGCGGCCGCAGGUCCCGCAGUCGCAGUCGCAGCCGCAGUCGCAGCGGCAGUCGCAGCCGCAGCGGCAGUCGCAGUCGCAGCCCGCCUGCUAAGGGAGGCAGGAAGAGGAUUAUGUCCAACAGCGACAGUGACAGAUCAAGAUCCAAAAGCCGUUCCAAGUCCCGUAGCCGAUCUCGCUCCGGUUCAGCCAAGAGCCGGUCACGUUCAAAGAGCCGCUCGCGCUCCAAGUCUGGCUCGCGAUCGAAGAGCCGGUCACGUUCCAAGAGCCGGUCCCGGUCGAAGAGCGGCUCUAGGUCGAAGAGCCGGUCAAGGUCUAAGAGCCGGUCGAGGUCGAAGAGCCGGUCAAGGUCUAAGAGCCGGUCGAGGUCGAAGAGCCGGUCAAGGUCUAAGAGCCGAUCGAGGUCAAAGAACCGGUCAAGGUCUAAGAGUGGGUCAAGGUCCAAGAGCCGGUCAAGGUCGCGGUCUAAGAGCCGGUCGAGGUCGCGGUCGAAGAGCGGCUCGAGGUCACGGUCAAGGUCAAAAAGUAAGUCGCGUUCGAAAUCGCGCUCCAGGUCCAAAAGCAGGUCCCGCUCUCGUUCCAAGAGUGGCUCCAGAAGCGGAUCAUCCCGACCUGAUACCCCUGUCUCCAGGAAAUCUGUGUCGGCCAGCGAUGACGACAAUUAGACUUAAACACACCCGAUUUGUCAGUAAAAUUUCUAUGGGAAGUUGGAAACUAUUAAGUUUCGCAACAUAAUAAAAAUACAAAAUUGUUUUAAAAUAGUUCUAGUAUAAGAAUUAUGAGAGACAAGAGGUUUGAUUGUGUAUAGGCUUAUUAACGAAACUACACUUGGCAAGAUUUCGUCGCUACUUUGAAUAAAUCUCGUAUCUCACACUCCUCACAGUUAAAACGCAGUAACUGUCUAGGUAUUACAUACAUUGUUAAAUACUACAUUUUUCUUAUCAGGCAGAUGAAGAUACAAGUUUUUUUUUAAAGUAGUAAUGAAGUAUGCAAUAUUCCGUGAUGCACAGACAAUGCUGCAAAAGAGUAAUUUCUCUUACUCCAAAAGUAGCUUCAAAAAUGUGUUCUUCCGAUCUAUUUACUCUUGUCUAGGAAAUGUAUGUCGGUCAGCGAUGACAAAUAUUGGACUUGGAACUUAUGAAAUGCGAGAGAGAGAGAGAGAUACGUGUUCGGUUGUGUAUAUAUGUUUACAUUUACAAACGAAACUACACAGGAUUUGUAAUGAAGUAUGCAAUAUAUCGUGAGGCACAGACAAUACUGCAACACUGAAAAAAUAAUGCCUAUGCGGGUUAUUCCGAAUACCUACUUAGUAACAUUUUUUUUGACCAUGGAAACCAUUUCGAGAUAAAAUAUAUUGAUGAAAUAUUUAUAAGUGCAUAUUUAAUUUACUUCUUCCAUCUUUAGUUCGGUAGCCACAAUGUCAUAGAUUUGGUACUCGUCAAAACCUUUUAUUUAAUUACAGUACACGUGGAACGCUGUUUUCUGUUCAUAACUGUAAUUGCCAGCAUAGCUUUAUUACUCUUUCAGUACAGAUGGUGUUUUUUACGCACUAGUGCGAGAAGGGGUUCAUUAUAUGUCAGGUCGAAACUUCGGAGGGCCAUCUGUACUGAAAAACGUCGUACGAUACACGUGCGAAAAGGAAAUUCGUAACUCGUGUCAAUAUAAAACACUCCCUUCGGUCGUGUUUUAAUUUAUCGCCACUCGUUUCGAACUUUCUUUUUUACGCACUUGUAUCGUAAUCGUGCUAAUUAUUACUUUCAUGCUAAUUCUUCUACAGUACCGGUCAAAAAUUUAAGUUCACUCCUUGUUUUCAGUACAAUUGACUGCUUUAGAGAGAUAGUUUUUUGUAGUUCAGACGUCAAAAUUUGUUUCGUAAACAAUUUAUAUUUUUUUAA